Messenger RNA from Varanus komodoensis (Komodo dragon), 9971 nucleotides. RefSeq names its product leucyl and cystinyl aminopeptidase (gene LNPEP). Gene Ontology annotation, molecular function: peptide binding; metalloaminopeptidase activity; zinc ion binding. Bases 266 to 3343 code for a protein of 1025 amino acids. Gene Ontology annotation, biological process: peptide catabolic process; proteolysis. The transcript has 18 exons. Gene Ontology annotation, cellular component: cytoplasm. NCBI's taxonomy places the organism in Eukaryota, Metazoa, Chordata, Lepidosauria, Squamata, Varanidae. The record is from RefSeq and is a predicted model, not a curated record.
GCGCCCGUCACAGGGGAUGUUGUUACUCCACGGCUUGACAGCGGCGACCGUUUUUGCAUGAAGCUUUUCUGCGAGCGCAAGGCCAGCGGGCGCGUUUGGCUGGGCAACAUGCAGCAGAAACAGCAGCCGGCCCGGGAGGAGGAGAAAAAGGAGUGAGGAGGAGCCGCAGAGGCGGGUUCCCCCACCCAUACACUUUCGGGUCGCUCGUCGCGCGCGUGUUUCUUUUUCCUUUCGUUUGAUCUUUUGGUCACCCCGCAGCAGGAAAAUGGAGCCCUUUCCUAGUAGCGAUCGAAUUCAGUUACCAAGGAAUAUGAUUGAAAACAGCAUGUUUGAGGAAGAGCCUGAUGUGGUUGAUCUGGCUAAAGAGCCUUGCUUGCAUCCAUUGGAGCCUGAUGAAGUGGAGUAUGAACCAAGGAGUUCUCGGCUUCUUGUACGUGGUCUCGGAGAUCAUGAAAUGGAUGAAGAUGAAGAGGAUUAUGAGUCAUCAGCUAAACUUCUGGGAAUGUCUUUUAUGAAUAGAAGCACUGGCCUGCGUAAUAACUCAGCUGGUUACAGACAGAAUUCAGAUGGGUCGUGUUCUGCGCCAUCUGUAAGGACCACAGUGAUCUGUGCUGUUGUUUUGGUGAUAGCUGUCUCUGUAAUAAUGGCAAUCUAUCUUUUCCCCAAAUGUACCUUUACCAAAGAAGGCUGUCACAAGGAGAACCAUACAACAGAUGAUACAUAUCCUUUUGCAACAAAUGGAAAACGCUUUCCGUGGGCACAGUUUAGGCUUCCUAGUUACGUUGUGCCAGUGCAUUAUGAUAUUGUCCUGAAGCCAAACCUAACCACUAAGGUAUUUUCAGGUUCUGUUCAGAUAACUGUGGAAGUUCGCCAGGUAACUUGGCAUGUAAUACUGCACAGCUCUCAUCUUAAUAUUACCAAGGUAACCCUUACUUCAUCAAGUUCAAGCCAGCCAAAAUCAGUGAAGCUCCUGGAAUACCCAACGAAUGACCAGAUUGCAAUUUUGGCUCCAGAGGCUCUCCUUACAGGACAGCAGUACAAUAUCAGCAUGGAGUAUUUCUCUGAGUUAUCAGACACUUAUUUUGGCUUUUACAGAGUCGCCUAUAAGGACAACAAUUCAACAAGAUGGCUUGCAGCAACUCAGUUUGAGCCCUCAGCGGCAAGGUUAGCUUUCCCCUGCUUUGAUGAACCAGCAUUCAAAGCAACUUUUCUAAUCAAGGUCACGAGAGAAAAGCAACAUACUGCUCUGUCCAAUAUGCCGAAGAAAGCAAUGAAACCCCUGGCAGGUGGGUUAGUGCAAGAUGAAUUCUCUGUGAGUGUGAAAAUGAGCACUUACCUAGUAGCCAUCAUUGUUGGAAACAUGAUCAAUGGUUCAACUAAAGAAGCAAAUGGUGUUCUGGUAUCCAUCUACACCUUACCAGAAAAACCAAGGCAGACUGAAUAUGCCUUAGAAACAGCAAUGAAGCUACUUGAGUUUUAUCAAAAAUAUUUUAAUGUAACAUACCCUCUUCAAAAAUUAGAUUUUGUAGCUCUUCCUGACUUCCAGGCUGUAGCUAUGGAAAACUGGGGAUUGAUUACAUUUCGAGAGACAGCACUACUUCUUGAUAAAACAUCUUCAGCAAUGGAUAAAAAGAGAGUAACAAGAGUGAUUGCUCAUGAGUUGGCACACCAGUGGUUUGGCAAUCUAGUAACUAUGGAAUGGUGGAGUGACCUGUGGCUGAAUGAAGGAUUUGCCACUCUUAUGGAAAACUUGGCCAUGAAGGAAGAGUUUCCUGAUUUAUAUGCAGAUGACUUUUUUCUAAAUCUACAAGUUAAGACCAUGGAGAAAGACUCCAUGGAUUCAACUCACCCCAUCUCCCUUGCUGCCAAAUCAUCAGAUGAGAUUGAAGAAAUGUUUGAUGCUGUCUCCUAUGUCAAGGGAGCUUCUGUCUUGAUGAUGUUGAAAAACUAUCUCCAAGAGGAUGUCUUUCAAGCUGGUAUUCAAAUCUAUUUGCGCAAACACAGCUAUGGUUCGACGCACAGUGAUAAUUUAUGGGACAGCAUGAGUGAGGCAACAAAUGGAACAAUUGAUAUUAAAAAAAUUAUGAAGACCUGGACUCUUCAGAAAGGAUUUCCCUUGGUGACUGUCAGAAAAGAAGGAAAACGGAUCUAUCUACAGCAGGAGAGAUUUGUGCAUAAUUUGGAAUCAGGAAAUCAGACAUUACCUUCAAGUUAUCAGUGGCAUAUACCUCUUUCUUACACCACCGGCAAUGGCAGCUCGAUUCUUGCUUCUUAUACAUACUUGCUGGACCAAAAGUCAGCUGUCAUUGACCUUCCAGAUGCAGUGGAGUGGGUAAAGUUCAACAACGACUCGAACGGUUACUAUAUUGUGCAGUACGCUGAUAAUGACUGGACUGCUCUAAUUGAACUACUGAAGAAGAACCCUGCUACUCUCAGCUCCAGAGACCGAGCCAAUCUGAUCCAUAACAUUUUCAAUUUAGCAGGGUUAGGAAAGGUGUCGUUGGCCAAGGCUUUUGAUCUGAUGGACUAUCUAGUGAAGGAAAAAAGCUCUGCUCCAAUCACACAAGCUUUGUACCAAAUGAACCAUAUCUUCAACCUAGUUGAAAAGAGAGGGAUGCAGGACCUUUCAGCCAGAAUAUUGAAUAAGGUAGAAAUGCUGUUUGGAGACAAAAUUGACCAACAGACAUGGACAAACAAUGGAAUCUCCUCAGAGCAAGAGCUGCAGUCAAGUCUCCUCACAUUUGCUUGCUCGCACAAUUUGAACAACUGCAGCUUAACUGCGGCCAACCUGUUUAAUAGAUGGAAGAACUCCAGUGGGACAGAAAGCCUGCCAACAGAUGUUAUGAAGAUCAUAUUCACAGCUGGAGCAAAAACUGAAGCUGGCUGGAACUUCCUUUUAAGCAUGUAUUCCACUUCAGUUUCUGAACCAGAAAAGCUCAAAAUCCUCGAAGCAUUGGCCAGCACGGAUGAUGUUAGAAAACUGAUAUGGUUAAUGAAAAAAAGCCUAGAAGGCAACAUUAUUAGAUCCCAGGAUCUCUCAACUAUUAUAAAAACAGUCAGUCAGAAUGUUCCAGGACACUUGCUGGCAUGGGACUUCGUCAAAGAGAAUUGGGAUCAGCUUAUAAAGAAGUUUCACCGUGGAUCAUAUACCAUCCAAGAUAUUGUGACUUCAACAACUUGCCUGUUCUCAAGUCCAGAACAUCUGCUUGAGGUUAAGACAUUCUUUGAAUCAAAGUCAGAGGAGACUGCUCAACUGCGGUUUGUCCAAGAAGCCAUUGAGACAAUUCAGAUGAAUAUUGAAUGGAUGAAAAGAAACUUGGCAAAGCUGGUCAAAUUGCUAUAGUGAUCACAGUUCCACCAGAGCGUGCAUUAGCUUCUUGGAAUGCUGGAACACUUGCUCUUUUGCUUCUGCAAAAAGCUAGGGUUGAAAAUGGGCAAUGCAGUUUUCUUUGCACUGUAAGAGGGUUUUAGUUAGCUCAGGGUACAUCUCUUCCUAAGCUGGCUCUCCUUGGAGUAGUUAUGGACUGGACAUAGAUACUAAUUAAGGGAAUGUUAUUUCAUUGACCAAACAUUUGCACACAGCAAGGACAAUGGCCUAUAAAAUUGUAGUGCAACUCCCUUCCAUUUCAGGAAAGUCCAGUUCCAUUUUCCACAUGUUGAAUGAAUGAAAAACAAGAGAAAGCAAGACAAGAACUCUCCUGAGAGCUGCUUUUUCUUUGCAAAACACUGUUUAAUUAGCCUUCCUCAUUGUCUGUAACUUCUUGAAUUGGAGAUAAUAAACCUGCUGUGACGCAUGUUUUUUUUUAAUUACCAUUAUUAUAAACAGCUGCUAAGACACACAUAAUGGAAGUAAAUAAGUCAAAAGUUGGAUUUUUGGGAGCUCUGGGUUUUGUUUUAUCUAAAUGUUUUCUAGAAAUUAUGCAAUUAUCAGAAAUAUAUAUAGAUAUGUAUAAUUAGUAGAAAAAAUAUUUUUGUCUGCAGCAGAGCUGGGUGCUACUGAUACCACGUACAAAUAAGACAAAUAGCUUUUGUAAAGACAAAACGUUAAUGUGGACUCACUUAAGCAAAAGAAUUAUGAGGAACCAGCCUGUACACUUUGUCAAGCAGAAUUUAAACUGUAGUUUGGAAAAACAUUUUAUAUCAGGAAUGUUGUGUCCAAGAUUUUCUGGAAUAGUCCUAAGAGUCUACAAUUUACUUUUGUAAAUGUCAUUAUUUUCCAUGAGCAAUACCGCAGCCUGUUAUGAAGAAGUGUUUCUUUGUUGGUGUAAAAUGCUUGGAAAUAACAUUCAGUCUUGCCUGCAAAGGCUGCAAAAGGUCUUGUAGUUGGUUCAAAAUUCUGUGUUAGGAAUUUUCCGGAAUGUACCUCCCUUGUUCAGUUCUCAUUUUCAAAUAUGUGCCAAACAGUAUGCAGUACACUGUGGCAGCAGUUCCAAAAUAAUCAGUCCAAGAAUUCCAUGGCUUUUGUGUCAUUUCGUACACUGAAAUUCAGAUGUUUUAUACUUUCCUGUAAAUUCAGUUCCUUCAGGAAGCAGAUUCAUGUCUAUGUUUUGGCCAGAGUCAAUGAUUUUCAAGCUGUGGGACAUGUCCAAAAACCUUUCAUGAAAAGCAGUAUUCAAGUGUAGAAUCACUUGAAUCAUCCCAGGCUUGUGAAGCUCCUCUAUAUGGAUUAUUUUAUAUGCCAAAGUAUAUGAUGAGACACUGUUUUCACCAGCAGCCCCCUUUUUUCCUGCAGAAGGCAGGGUAUGUGUAUAGUGAUCAGUACAGUUCUACAAGCUCUCUAACUAAGAGCCUUCUAUUUCGGAAAAACUGAGCAGAGUAAAAGUAGAUGAAAAAUUCAAGGAGCUGAAUCCAUUUGAACUAUUCUGCUGGAUUCCCAGGUAUUUGGAGGCUGCUGCACAUUCAGAAUUUCUUUCCUAUUUUAGUGUUUUGUGUUGUCCAAAUGUAGGAUAGAAGCUUCAUAGGUCUGUACAAAAGCACCUUUGCCAAGUAAGCAGUCAGCAUAGAAGGAUGGAGAUGCCAGCCUGAAUCCAGCCUUCAGUUUGAUAACUGGAAGCCCUCGCUCCCUGCACCUCCACUCAGAAAGAUUUAGUUUGGCCAGGCAGAAGCUGAUGGAUUAAGCUGCCAUGCUGAGGGUUCUCAACUACCUCUGCCUGUAUUGCUUUGUAGCUAUUCACUGGAAUAGUGUUGAAUGGCCUAGAGGUGAGGUAAGCAAGAAUGUGCAAAAUCUCUGGUGGUCAGCAUAGGAGCUAGGGUUUCUUUCUAGUUAUUACUGGCGGGCUGCUUUUCCCUGCUGUUCAUGAUAGGAGGGAGUUUUUGUGUCUAAUCAGAGUAAGAACCAUCAGAUUUUGAGCCAUGUCCUGAACUAUUCCUAUACUAACCAAUCAGACCAGGAGCACAACAGGAAUGAGUAGUUCCUAAAAUAAACACAAAAAUCAGUCACAGUGCUACUGGGGGCAGGUUAGUGUUGCUUGGACAAGUGAGAUUCAGUGAUCUGCCCAGAUCUGGAAAUGACUGUUACUGCUUGUAUUAGGAACCACUAGUUCUGAUUGCACAAGCAGCCCAUCUUGCUAGUGCAACAGACCUAGUAGAGGCGCAGCCACAAUAUAGGAGGCUUUCCUUCCCUUCUUAUUUCAGUAGGUACUCAGAAAAAUUAUAUUACUGCAUGGUGCUUUGCCAAUGAUAUAGAGUGGAGUACAGGCAAUUCUUUCAGAUGGCUUUUGUUACUGUUUUUGCUUCAUACACUUAUCCUAGGUGAUCCUCAUUCAUCACUCAGAACCAAAUCAAGCUACUUGACCAUGAAUUCGACAUCAAAUUGCAACCACUAAAAAAGAUUUGCAUUCAUAUUCUGAUUCACAAUAAAUGUAGCUUCAUAGUGAUUAAAAUACUCUAUUUUCAACUAGGUCAAAAAUUAUGAAGGGAAGACUGCAAUAUGCAUUAAUGAUUAAAGGUAAUACAAUUUUAGAACUUCUGAGUGUCUAAUAGAUUGGUGGCAAAAUCAUUAAUAUUAAGUAGUGCUAAAGCUGGUUGGAAAAAUCUCAUUUUGAUAUAACUAAAGGAAAGUAUUACUCUGUGUUAUCUUUCAGUGAAAGGAGAAACCAUCCCGAUUGUCGGGGAACGUGUUGGUUCUUAAGCUCUCUUCCUGAUCUCUACUCCUCUCCUGUAAUUUUGUCCUGUGCAUUGCUCCUCUUUCACUUUGUUUUUGUAGCAAUAUUGGUGGGCAGAAUUCCGUAGAAUUCUGUCACCUAAUGCUCUUCUCUGAUCAUGUGCAGAUAGGUAGGUAGAUGUGCUUGCUACUGGAAAUGUGAACUGUACUUGAAAUGUCAUGCACAUUUUUAGAAUUAAGAAUACAGUGUUCAAAUUAAAGCACGGUUACUUUAUGAAUAUUUUUCAUGUAUCUUUUCAGUUUUGAAUAUGCUCUAUGUCUACUAUUUCUUAAAUAGCAAUGCAUAUUCAAAAUUGCUUUCCCAUGAUUUUGUCUGGGACCCAUUCCCUAAUUAAAGCAAUCAAAACUCUAGUAUCUGUUUCUUUAAAAUACAAAUGGCAUUGUUUGAAGUGCAGAGUACAGGUAAUACCUGUUCACUUCAUGUGAACUGGUGGAGUUGGACUUCCCCUGUAUGUGUGAGUUUUUGCAUGUGUGUGAGUUCAAGCCAUAAGUGACAGCUCGCAGGGAUUUUGUCUUGUCUUAACAUAACUUUAAUCUGUUCUGAGUCCUUUUUGGAAGAAAAAUGCACUGUAAUAUGAGUUGGCUUUUAUCAGGUUGAAUGAUACUGGGUGGCUUUUGUGGUGUAAAGAUUUUUCUACUAUUUAGGGCUAAUGUCAAUAAUCCAAGUAUCCUCUUCGGUUUUAUUUAAAGUUUCUUACUGUGCAGAAGUUUGGUGUUCAAGGUUUGCUCAAACAUUUUGUGCUGCUGUGAUAGCUAACUUGGCAGUAUCCUGUGUGCUAUAAAUAAAACACAAAAGACAUGCAGAAACACAUUGGAUAUUUGCUUUUUCUAAAAUCAGUUCUCUUGGUGCAAAACUGCGAGCUGUGUAUUCCCCCAACCAGAUUUUGGUUUCCAAACAUUCUGGGUUUAACGGGUCUGUAUGGAAGAAAUCUGAAUGGGAUUGAUAUUGGUUGAAUUUUAAGUUGGAUUGUCGUACUGGUUCAUGUGCCUUAGAGUGUCUUGUUAGGAAUGUGAAAUAAAUAUUGUUAAUAUUAUAAUAGUAGACUCCUUUCACAAUUGUCUUCAUACUUUCAUAGGCUAAAGAGAGGUGAUUGUUUGUAAUGCUUGCUUAGUGGAGGAAAACCUUUUUUUUCAAUCUAGAGACUUCUUAUUCUGAACUGGUUUUAGUCCCAUUGGAACAAGAUCAUGAAUAUAACCCGGAGUUCCAUGGAGCACCAGUAUGUAACCACAGAGCUCUAAACACAGGGGAUUGGUUGUUUUCUUCAGAGUCAGGAAAUGUGUUGUACACAUUUAUAAUGUCUAUGAGGAGCAUUUAAGUGGUUCCCUAGGUGUGCAUAAAACCUAUUGAACUGUGGGAGUGGAACUAAAUAGGCUUCAGUCCAAAUAGUCAUGCUUAAUCCGUUUGAGAGUAGCACUUCUAGCUGUUCUCCCCACACACUUGAGGCACUGCUCUAAUACGUUGCUGCUGUUUUCACCUGGAGAAACAUUACUCUGCUAUUUGCAUCUUGCAUGCACAAACUUGCAUUUACUGUACAAAUGCACCUUCCAUUUUCUUUAAAUGGAAACUAGACAUGCCAUGAUUCAAUGAUGUCUUCAUAUUUAGCCUGAUACCUGUGAAUCUGCAGCUGUAUGUAUAUAGGUUUCUUUUUCUAGUUCUUACACUGAAUAUUCAGACAUUGGAAAGGGAUGAGGUCUCCAAAGCAUACAAUGUCAGGAGCAAAACCAACAAAGCUAGUCCUGCUGUGCCUUCUACAAGGUCACUGAACAUAGUGAAGAAAAUAGUUGUAUGUUCAAAGGACUUUUGCUCUCAUUACUUAGACAGUGGAUGUUACCUUUACUAAGGAAACAGAGAUGGCAAGGAGAACUGAAGAAAUUUAUCAAGAUACUUUGUUGGUUGGUGCAAGAUACCCUUUCAACUCCCAUUCACCCUAUUAAGGAAGGGUGAAUUUGAAGAUAUUAGACUUGAACGUUCAAAUUGGCUUUCUUCUUGUACAAAUUGUAGCAACCAAAAGAAUGUCACAAUGUAUUGAAUGACUUGCAUGUCUUGCAGUUGUGCACUUGCUAAAUGUUGGUCUUUUGAACUACUGGGUGAUCUUCAAGGCAUUUUAUAAAAAGCUGUGCAAUGAUCUAACUUUAUUUCAUUGUUUUCUGGAUGGAAGAGAACAUUCACUUAGGUUGGAAGAAACAGAAGCUUGUCCACUAUGCAGGACUAUAAAGAAAUCUCUGACAGUCACCCAGUAGCAUGAAACCCAUCAGAUGUUUAAGGAGCAACUAUUUACAUUAUAGUUCUACUAUAAGUGCCUUGAAACGGUGUGUGUUACUGUGGCUUAAAAGUUUCUCCAUUUUCUGGGUAAUAUUCUGCAAAAAUGCAUACCACACGGGCAAUCUAAAGUUGCUUGUAGCCAAAGCAAUUGCAUAUAUUUGCUCAAAGUAUAAAGCUUAUGUUGUCACUCUAGACAUAACUAAGCUAAUACAGGCUUAAUUUCUUACAAAUUUAAUGCAUACCUGCAUUCUAAACAUAACAUCUUUUUAGGAUUGUGUGUGUGAGAGAAGGAGAUGGUAGUCCUGUAAUGGAGUGUGCUACUUUUAAAAGUUGCUACUCUGUUAUAUGAUGCCAUAUGUGAAAUGAGAAUUGCAUUGUUCAGAUAAUGCUCCAAGGAACCCGGCCUUAAUUUUUAUUCGUAGCCCCGUGUUACAAGAUGCUGACCCUUUGGAACUGAUUUGUAUUUAUAUGGCUAUCUUUCACCUGUUCCCUAUUAGAACAUUCCUCCGCCUGAUCGAGUGGCUUUCCUAAAUCUUUUAUGGAAGAUGUUAUUUUUCAUUGCACUCUCAGCUUUAAAAUGUCACUUCCUUUAAGUGUAUUUUUGUAUGUAUUUCACAAAUUGAGAUCCCUUUGUGAGUGUUAUGUAUGUAUUCCUUUCCAUUUCAAAGGUUAAUGUCACUCAGAGGCACCAUUUCUUGGUGAUGAUUUCUCAUUAUGCUAUUAAAUGUUUACACAAUUUUAUCUGUUUAAUGAGAUGUUUAAAGUUUUCUACACAUUAAAAAUCUUUCUUUGCCAUACCAAGUUCUCAGGUCUUAGUCUUCAAGAACUUAAGCCUCCUAGAACUGCUGUUAGUUAAACCUGCAGUUUAUAGUAGAAAUACAGAUCUUUACACGUGACAACAUCUUUGAUCAAAGGAAUUGUCUGGCAUCUUUUUUAAGUUAGUCAUGGCAUCAUGUAGCAAAUUACUGUAAAAAAUCUAAAAUAGAUUACCUUUUUAAAAUGUGGAAUGGUAUGAUGAUGAUGGAAUGGAUGAUUGAAAGCCACUGAAGACUUUUAAUUUACAAAGGCUUAAAAAGGGGCUGGAUUUGAGAGUAAAUUUGCACCAGAUCUAUAGGGAGAUCUGUAGUUCUGCUGAUAACAAGAAGCUGGACUGAAUAAUGGUAACAUCAAAGUAAUUCUGGAAUUACUACAGGAAUUUGAAAAGGGAUUACAGUUCUGUGUUUAGUGCUUUAGAGAAAUGCAUGGUACAAUCAUAACAAAACAGUAACACUCCAAGUUGUACUAUAUUUGUCUGGAGGAAGAUUUUUGAAAAUGGUGUGUGUGUACAUAUGUAUGUGUCUGCGUGUGUGUGUGUGAUAUAUAUGUAUAUUGUAUGCAAACCUGUGGUUUUCCUUAAUUUGUAAAGGAGAAAUAAAGCCUAUUUUCUUAUACUUUGAAUAAGAUUGUGUGUAUGUAUAACCAGCACUGACAGAAGGGCAUGUGUAUUGCAAACACUGAUACAUUUUAUUUUAUUGUGAAAUUAAAAUAAAAUCUUUUAAAUACUAA